This is a messenger RNA of Brassica napus (rape), 549 nucleotides long. RefSeq lists its product as uncharacterized. The coding region runs from base 1 to 549 and encodes 182 amino acids. The transcript is spliced from 2 exons. Lineage: Eukaryota; Viridiplantae; Streptophyta; Magnoliopsida; Brassicales; Brassicaceae. The record is from RefSeq and is a predicted model, not a curated record.
AUGGCGGCAUUACUUGCUUCACGGUCACUUCAUCAUUCGAACGAAUCAAAGCAGUUUGAAAUACCUGUUGGAGCAACGUCUCAACAUUCCUAUUCAACAACAGUGGGCAAAGACAAUUUAGCUGCUGAUGCUCUGUCUCGUGUUGAGGGUUCAGAAGUGUUGAGUAUGGCCUUAUCAGUAAUGGAUUAUGACCUUAUGAAGAUGAUACAAGUGAGUUAUGGGAAGGAUCUUCAAGUGAAAGAAGUGAUUGAGUCCUUGAAGAAAAAACCUGAUGCAAAACGGCAUUUUACUUGGUCUCAAGGAGUUUUGCGACAGAAGAGUAAGCUGGUGAUUCCUAUGGAUGUUGAGUUGAAGGAUACCAUUCUGAGAUGGUUACAUGAGUCUGGUAGUGGAGGGCAUUCAGGUAGAGACGCAACACAUCAGCGUGUGAAAAGCUUGUUUUACUGGAAGGGUAUGAGUAAAGACAUUCAGCAUUUCAUUCGGAGUGCAGAGUUUGUCAGCAGUGUAAGCAUGAAACUGUCGCGUCACCAGGUCUUCUCCAACCUUUGA